Nicotiana tabacum (common tobacco) is the source of this 883-nucleotide messenger RNA. NCBI's taxonomy places the organism in Eukaryota, Viridiplantae, Streptophyta, Magnoliopsida, Solanales, Solanaceae. The record is from RefSeq and is a predicted model, not a curated record.
UCCCCUCUUCAUUUUCCUCAAGCCAGCCAAAAAACCAAACAAAAUACUCAUCUCAAACAUCCAUUUAAACAUUAACCAUGGCCUCAAUGCAAUGCUACAAAGAAGAAGCUAAGGAUUUUGAUUACUAUAGCCAUGAGAAAUCCUCAGGCACUUACCAAAAACCAACUAACUACUCGAACACUGGUUACCAACAAUCUUACUAUGAGAAAGAAAGGUGUUACGAAACCAACCCUGGAAUGACUGGUUAUGGUACUAGCCACGGCCAUCAACAUGGACUAGGUAACAGAUAUGGUAGCACUAACCCAUGUGGGCCAAUGAUGGGGCAUGGAUCAGACCAUGGUAAAAUGGGCUAUGGCUCGGGCCACAACACUCAUGGAAUGAUGGGCUAUGGCACGGGCCACAACACUCACAUGCAAAAACCUGGGUUCAGUGGAACGGGCUCGGGCGCUUUGGGCCAUGUUAUGGGCUUUGGAAAAAAACAUGAGGGACAUGGUGGCUAUGGAAUGGGGGCAACUUCUGGUUGCACCACCACUUACAAGAAGCAACACCGCAGGAGAAAGGGUGGUUACGGUAGCGGCAGCGACUGUAGCGACAGCAGUGAUGAUGAACGUCGCUGCUAAAUAACUACAGAUUUGGUAAGUAGUAGCCUGGCUUAUGAGAAGGAAGAGAGUGAAGUUCCUAGUACUAGCUAGGGAUUAUAUAACAAUAAAUAAAAAGCACAUUUCAGCCAUGGAUUGACUACUGAAGUUAUGAACCUACUAUGGAACUUGAGAAUUUGUGUGUGUGUGUUGGUGUAUUACGUACUUUAUAAUAAUGUAACUGCUUAUUCCCUUUGAAAAUAAAUCUAUGAGAAAAUAACCUAAAAAAAAGGUCUUCUUGUGUG